GUGAGUGUCCCUGCCAACCCCGCGUUCUCCUGCCCGCGCCGCACGGCCCCGCCCGCAGCACCCACCGGCCAUGUCCAAGUCCCUGAAGAAGAUCGUGGAGGAGAGUAGGGAGAAGAACCAGCCCGAGGUGGACAUGUGUGACCGGGGCAUCUCUAACAUGCUGGACGUCUCUGGCCUGUUCACUCUGUCCCACAUCACACAGCUGGUUCUCAGUCACAACAAGCUCACAACUGUGCCACCAAACGUUGCAGAUCUGAAGAAUUUAGAAGUGCUUAACUUUUUCAACAACCAGAUUGAGGAGCUGCCUACGCAGAUUAGCAGCCUUCAGAAGCUCAAACACCUGAACCUUGGCAUGAACAGGUUAAAUACCUUGCCUAGAGGAUUUGGAUCUUUACCAGCUCUGGAGGUUCUUGACUUGACUUACAACAACUUAAAUGAAAAUUCCCUGUCUGGAAACUUCUUCUAUCUGACCACCCUGCGUGCACUCUAUCUAAGUGACAACGAUUUUGAAAUCCUGCCGCCAGAUAUUGGGAAGCUCACAAAGUUGCAGAUACUGAGUCUUAGGGACAAUGACCUGAUAUCACUGCCUAAAGAAAUUGGUGAACUCAUUCAGCUUAAGGAACUUCAUAUCCAGGGAAACCGUCUUACUGUGCUGCCCCCAGAACUAGGUAAUUUGGAUUUGACUGGUCAAAAGCAAGUCUUCAAAGCAGAGAAUAAUCCCUGGGUUACCCCUAUAGCAGAUCAGUUCCAGCUGGGAGUGUCUCAUGUUUUUGAAUAUAUUCGUUCAGAAACAUAUAAGUAUCUCUAUGGCAGACACAUGCAGGCAAACCCCGAACCUCCAAAGAAGAACAAUGAUAAGUCAAAGAAGAUCAGUCGUAAACCUCUGGCAGCAAAGAACAAAUAAGUCACUGGCAUGUGCCAGCGUUUUUAAGGCUUUUUUUCUUCUUUUUUUCCUGCAUGUGCCUAAAAUAUUUCUAAAUGUUUACUGAAGAAAUGCUGUUACUCAUUUUAUAAGAAAGCAAAGACUCUCUUCAAUCAACAACAAUCUGCCAAAUGCACUGCUUUUAAGACCUUGCUUAAGGAAUACAAUAUUAUACAUUCUCCUAAUUACUACUAAAACCAUGUAGCCAAUUAGUAUAUCACUGUCAGACACCAUUUUUAACUUUUAUAUUUAUAUGUAUAUGAAAAACAAUAUGAAAUAUUUUCUGUUCACAUAUAUCACAUGUCCUGUUAUGCUUUAUUAUAAGUUUUCCUGCACAAGUACAUAAAUUAGUUAUACAUCAUAUAAUAUUACAAGUGAUUUUAAUAAAAUCUUUAUUUGUA
Emys orbicularis (European pond turtle) is the source of this 1323-nucleotide messenger RNA. It is a transcript of the gene RSU1, whose product is annotated as Ras suppressor protein 1. The coding region runs from base 71 to 904 and encodes 277 amino acids. The record is from RefSeq and is a predicted model, not a curated record. Gene Ontology annotation, molecular function: protein binding. Lineage: Eukaryota; Metazoa; Chordata; Testudines; Emydidae. The transcript is spliced from 9 exons.